AUGCCGGUGCCCUCGGCGGCCCUUGGCUACGGUUCUCCCUUGGCUAGUGCAGCCUUGUCUCGCCCACGUGGUCCUCUUGUCCAUGCCACAUCCACCGCUAACGUUCAUUCCCUAUCUAUCGCCUCUCCUCACGGUGGCAUUGGAGGUUAUGCUGGUAACUACGCAGGAGGACAUUCUGGUCAUCUUGGAGGAGGCUACGCUGGUCCUCUCGCAGGAGGGAUCGCUGGUCCCCUCGCAGGUGGCCUCACUGGUCACCUCGCUGGAGGCAUCGCUGGUCCUCUCGCAGGAGGAUACGCUGGUGCACUAGGAGGAGGCUACGCAAGUCCUCUUGCAGGAGGUUAUGCCGGUCAUCAUGCAGGAGGUUACGCUAGCCCCUACGCUGGUGGAUAUGCCGGUGGUUAUGCUGGUCAAUACGGAGCUUCUAGAGAUUACUACUCCCACCCCCAGUACAAAUACGCUUACUCCGUGUCGGAUCCCCACACCGGUGACAACAAGGCCCAGCACGAGAGCCGCGACGGUGAUGUUGUCAAAGGCGAAUACUCCCUCGUGCAACCCGAUGGCACUUACAGGAAGGUUUCCUACCACGCUGAUGACCGCAAUGGUUUCAACGCAGUGGUACACAACUCCGGACCGAACCAUCACGUCUACACUGCUCAACACCACCAUUAA
Maniola jurtina (meadow brown) is the source of this 669-nucleotide messenger RNA. Its product is annotated as cuticle protein 19-like. The record is from RefSeq and is a predicted model, not a curated record. NCBI's taxonomy places the organism in Eukaryota, Metazoa, Arthropoda, Insecta, Lepidoptera, Nymphalidae. Bases 1 to 669 code for a protein of 222 amino acids. Gene Ontology annotation, cellular component: extracellular matrix. The transcript has 4 exons.